UUGACAUAUUUUCUUCUAGGUUCUAUGAUAUCUCACCCUUGUCCAAGAGUAGGACUACUUGUCCUCAUUAUACAGUCUAUAGUCGGAUAUCCUAAUGAACCAAUCGCCUCAUCACGUUCUGAGCCUACAAAUCAGUUAAGAUGUUGUUUUGCUAUGAAGAUCCCAGAAUGUUGUGAAGAAGGAGGUUUACAAAGCGCAGGAUUCUCCAAGGGUAGAACAGGACAGGGACAGCUAGAAGGACUAGGAGCAGGAGGCCGAGAAGGAGGCCUAGGAGCAGGAGGCCGAGUAGAAGGACUAGGAGCAGGAGGCCGAGUAGGAGGACUAGGAGCAGGAGGCCGAGAAGGAGGACUAGGAGCAGGAGGCCGAGAAGGAGGACUAGGAGCAGGAGGCCGAGAAGCAGAAGGAGUCACUGGAUUAGCAAUGGAAGAAAUACAAGGAGAGACCAGAGGGUUCAGAGUUGUGGCCCCAAAGAAGAGAAGUGAUGGAUGGGGGAUGAAGACUGCUCUGAAAAUGAAAAAGAUGAUGAGCAAGGAGAUAAUGUUGGCAGUUCCAGUGCAGGACAAGAAGGAAGGACGGGUCUUGAAUCCUGGAUUCAGGGUUCAGAAUCUAUUCUUGAAUCCUGGAUUCAAGACUCAGGAAAUAUCCUUGAAAGGGUUGGCAGACAAGUAUGAGAAUAAAAAGAAAAGAAUCAGAAGCCUCUUUGAUCAAGAUAUUCUCAAAUACCUCGGAUUACAGCAAAGUAUGGGCAAAAGAUACAUUGAUUUACAAAGAAGAAGAGAAUCAUCAGAUCUGAGUUCAGGGGAACCCAAGAACAAGGGUCCGAUAUAUCUGACCAACCAGGCCAUGUUCUCAGCGUGGGGAGGAAAAAAAUAAAAUAUUAAAUCUCACCGAUUCCGUCCAAUUGCAAUUGUUUAUGGGCUGGCAAUUAUAUGAAAGACGAAAUUUAAAGAAUGCACACAUUACAAUGUAUUUAAUAUAAUGAAACGUAUCCAUGAUGAAGAGGCUGUUUUAUUUUUUUGUGUUAAGU
Messenger RNA from Eurytemora carolleeae, 1027 nucleotides. Its product is annotated as rRNA 2'-O-methyltransferase fibrillarin. Bases 25 to 873 code for a protein of 282 amino acids. The record is from RefSeq and is a predicted model, not a curated record. The transcript is spliced from 7 exons. NCBI's taxonomy places the organism in Eukaryota, Metazoa, Arthropoda, Copepoda, Calanoida, Temoridae.